AUGUUCGGCACUGACCUUUCGGUAACCCAAAUGUUUAAAUACUUCCAAUUGAAGACCACCAGCAGAUUCGUGAUGAAUGGAGUAAAUCAAAUGUAUGACGCGCCUCAAGGAGAAUCGGAGCACAGUCACAGUAACAAUUACGAUUCUCAGUACGUGAUUACUAACGCAAUCCCAACACGAAUCAAAGAAGAGAGGCCAACGUGCCAAUAUGUCUACGCUCAAUCGAAUCAGGUUAUUGCCAACAAUAGAGCACCAUCUCCACCAAUAUCGGCGAGCUCUUUUGGCUCCAAACCGUUCAGUGAGUGUUCCGAAGAGGAAGUAGAUUUCAUUCACCGACUUCCACCUCAUAUCGAGACUAAGGUCUACUACCCGCCAUCAUCGUUAAAUCCUUUCAACUACUUCAAAAACGCAAAACGAGAUCGGGCUGCAGUGGAGAAACGACGUAUUCAUCGGUGUGAUCAACCCGGCUGUUACAAAGUCUACACCAAAAGUUCUCAUCUUAAAGCUCAUCAACGAAUUCACACAGGUGAAAAGCCAUAUUUAUGUCAGUGGCCUAACUGUUGCUGGACAUUCGCGCGGUCAGACGAACUCACGCGACACUACCGGAAACACACUGGUGCAAAACCAUUUCGUUGUCCCGAAUGUCCUCGGUGCUUUGCCCGGAGCGACCACUUACAGCUUCACAUGAAGCGUCAUGAAUUGAAGAGCGAUGUUUCACUACAAGAAAUCAACCAAGGUUGUAGCGAUAUUACUGAUUUGUGA
Messenger RNA from Angiostrongylus costaricensis, 762 nucleotides. Lineage: Eukaryota; Metazoa; Nematoda; Chromadorea; Rhabditida; Metastrongylidae. The record is from the annotation of a GenBank genome assembly.